Vigna radiata var. radiata (mung bean) is the source of this 634-nucleotide messenger RNA. Its product is annotated as ubiquitin carboxyl-terminal hydrolase 17-like. Lineage: Eukaryota; Viridiplantae; Streptophyta; Magnoliopsida; Fabales; Fabaceae. The record is from RefSeq and is a predicted model, not a curated record. Bases 126 to 590 code for a protein of 154 amino acids. The transcript is spliced from 5 exons.
UGAAAUGCCAAAUUAUACAUUGGAGAUCAAGGCAUAAAUAUGAAUGCUAUGAAUCAAAGAUUGCAGCAGAUAAAGCAAAAGCAACUGAUAAUGAAAGAACCUCAAAGGUUGUUGAGAAUUCUGAAAUGGAGAGUGCCUCUAAUGCUUCCACUGUUGAAGAUGGAGUUCUGUGGAGUCCAGAAUCAGAUAUGACAGUGAAAGCUUCCAAUGGUAACCAUGUUAACAAUUUGAAUGGCUGUAAACUAUGUGCUAAGCCAAGUACCACAAGAUGUUCACGAUGCAAAGCUGUGCAAUACUGCUCAGUGAAGUGCUUGAUCAUGGACUGGAAAUGGCAUAAAGUGGACUGCAAUGCAAGGGUGGAUUCAGCUCCAACAGAAAGACCCCACUUAGAUGUUGGAAUGCUCCAGAAUUCAUAUGAAGAGGAAGAUAAUAUUCAAUCAUUGGGUACCCUUUCUUUGGAGUGUCAUCCAGCAGGAAGCACAAGUUUCAAGUCUCCAACUGAAGUAUCAGAGGUACCAUUGACACAAUUUUGGAAAAAUAACAAUAUAAACUCUUACUCUCUUUCUGUCACACUUUCUCCUAUAAGGUGAGAUUAAUGCCAAGUGCCAAUAAAUAUGUAACUCUAAUUCUGCAU